Molecule: messenger RNA, 1211 nt
Organism: Physcomitrium patens
Lineage: Eukaryota; Viridiplantae; Streptophyta; Bryopsida; Funariales; Funariaceae
Source: RefSeq, a predicted model, not a curated record
UAGCCAGUGUGCAGGGUGAGGUUAUUGACAAAUUUGCCUUGCGUGAUGAACAGAAAGAGCAUUCUGGAGAUAAUGGAGCAGCAUGAAUCAACCGCUGGUGUGAAAGUCCGCAAAUCUUCCGGGACGUAUGCAGGCACUUCGUAUUGACACCUCGAUUCGGUGUAAGGACUCCCGGUGGCAAAUGUGGCAUUUAUGAGUGAGCAUUGCAGCUCGGAGUCAGCUAGGUUGUGGCCAUGGCUGGGUUAAUGUUGAAUUCCGCUCAUUGCUUACACCAGUUAUGUCAAAGUAAUCAGGAAUGUUUGCAUCCUUGGUAUGUUGCGUCAACCGUUUCCAAUUGCGCUUCGAUGUGCUCGAAUUCGGGAUUCAGUGUAGGAGGAAAGGUAGGGAUCAGCACUCGGGAAUGGCCUGCUUCUAGGGGUCAGGAGUUGAAAUGGAGGACACCAGCUGUUGCGAGGGCGCCUGCGGAUGAGGCAAUAGUAGAUGCGAAGCGAGUAAUUGAUGAGAUAUUGAUGAGCAAAGGGGUCAACGGUGUGGGAGGUUUGGCGGAGGUUUCCUGGGCAUUGUAUGCGGACGAGAAGACGAAGGGAUGUCUAGCAGAUGCAGUGAAGACGCUAGGAGAGUGCCGGGGGCAAGACUUCGGUGAAUUUCUGAAAUCCAUCGACGGGCACGGCAUUUGGGAGGUAUUUUAUGCACCACAUAUUACCAGAUUAACCAGCGCAGUGGGAACGCAAAUAAGGCCGCUCCGGUAUAUUCUAACGGACUCUGGCUUCAUCAGCAAUGUGCGUUACCUAAGUCCAGUUGGAGACGGGUGGCUUAGUGCUGCAGGGGAUUAUGUGGUACGAGAUGGUCGAACAGUAGAAAUUCUAUUUGAUUCAUUCUGGUGGGACAUUGGCCGCGAUAAUUUGCAACCUGACCCCAAGGGCAAGGGGAGCAUUGAAAGAACGCUUGUGAAUAUCACAGGAAAAGGUGCCUUCAUUCCUUCAUUGUCCAUUUAUCCUGUGUACUACGCAGAUAAAGACAUUAUCAUUUUCGAGUUCACUACACUGGGAACUAAAAUUGCUGCUCGAAAGGUCGGGCCAGCAGCAGUUGUGUAACGCCAAAUUCUGUAAUGUUAUUACUGUUAUUAAUUUGUGAUAUUUAAGUUCAGACUUCAGGUGGAUGUUGAGAUUUGUUAAAUUUCUCGGUGAUGAAGUAUACAAUCGCAUUCUCUA